Molecule: messenger RNA, 385 nt
Organism: Spinacia oleracea (spinach)
Lineage: Eukaryota; Viridiplantae; Streptophyta; Magnoliopsida; Caryophyllales; Amaranthaceae
Product: glycine-rich RNA-binding protein RZ1B-like
Exons: 2
Coding region: 43-288 (81 amino acids)
Molecular function (GO): nucleic acid binding; zinc ion binding
Source: RefSeq, a predicted model, not a curated record
ACCGCUGAAAAGACGCUCAAAAGUGAUAAGCAGGAUGUGCUUAUGGUGCGUGGGGGCAAGUUCAAGAAAUCUGGAAAGAAGAGGAAUGCUAAGAAAGGUGGCAACAAGGCCAGCCCAACUAAGCAAACUGGCGCCAAAUCUGUAAAGAGGAAGGUCAGUCAACCCACUUCUGAAUCCGAAUGCUUCUACUGCAAGAAGAAGGGGCAUUGGAAGAGAGAUUGCUUGAAGCUAAAGGAAGAUCAGAAGAACGGAACAGUCGUUCCAUCUUCAGGGACUAAGAAGAAGUAGAAAGUUAAGCAAGGGUGAAGUCAACCUACGAGUGGGAAAUGGAGCACGGAUUGCUGCAUUAGCUGUAGGAACUUACUAUUUGUCGUUGCCCUCCGGG